This is a messenger RNA of Xiphias gladius (swordfish), 1985 nucleotides long. RefSeq names its product RAD51 associated protein 1 (gene rad51ap1). Gene Ontology annotation, molecular function: double-stranded DNA binding; single-stranded DNA binding. NCBI's taxonomy places the organism in Eukaryota, Metazoa, Chordata, Actinopteri, Istiophoriformes, Xiphiidae. The transcript is spliced from 9 exons. The record is from RefSeq and is a predicted model, not a curated record. The coding region runs from base 340 to 1341 and encodes 333 amino acids. Gene Ontology annotation, biological process: double-strand break repair via homologous recombination; interstrand cross-link repair.
AUCGGUCAACAAAACGUCACUUCUCCUCGGUUAAGGCGGGCUGCUCGAAAGCACGGGAGAGGGGUUUCUGUUGACUUUUGUGCAACAAAAAUAAUAAUACAGUGGUUUAACGUGUUUUUUUCGCUAUAAUAGAUCUAUUUUACUUGCUGAAUAAUCGGCCGCAUGUUUGCUUUUAAAACUAUCGACGAUUAAAGCUAGGUUAACGUCUCCAGCUAGCAAACACAAGCUUCUGUUUUCACUGGAGACAUUCGUGUUGAUGUGGCAGCUAAUGUAACGUUAAUGUGGUUAUUGUUGGCUGGCUAAAAAACGUUAUCACUUCUUUAAUUAAAAAAAAAAAGUAUGGACCGACCAUCGAGGAAGACAAAGACUGUUAAUUAUUGUGAAACCAAAGACUUUGAUGAUGAUGAGGAUUUUGCCUGUGUGAAGGCUCCACCCAGCAAAAAGGCCAGGGAAGAUGUGAAACAGGAGCACAAUAAAUCAUCAAGCAAAUCCUCCAGUCAAGAGACCGACUCACAGUCCACACUGAGCCAGAAUAGCAGGGGACCGUUGGAUCAGAAGUUGUAUGAACGAGAUCUAGACGCAGCCAUUACGCUUUCCUUGCUCAAUAAUGCCGAGCGGAUAAAGGACCAGUCACCCGCCAGUAAAGGAGUCCUCAAGCUUCAACUUCGAGUAAAUGAAAACACAGAUCCCUCUUCACUGCACCUGUCGAACUGCAGUGUGGAUGGUGCAGUUUUGGGCCUGGAUGAAAUCACAUCCGAGAAAGGGUUACCUGCCCCAUCCAGACAGAGAAAAGCUGCCACUGAGGAGCAGAGGAAAAAGCUGAAGGAAGAAGAUGAGGAAUAUCAACCCAAACUGACACCAGGUUAUAACUUUUUCAUCCCUCCAGGAGAAGAAAGCGAUGAAGAUUUCAGUGAAGCGGAGGAGAGAGAAGAUGAGGAAUUCACUGUGAAGAAAGUCAGGAAGACUAAAAAGAAGGAGAAAGUCACCAGGAAUGAGAAGACCAAAUCGCCUCCCGCCUCUAAAAAAGAAAAGCAACCGUCAAAGACAUCAAAGUCUAAAUCACAGGCAGAAGCAGCUUCCACACCAAUGAGAACCCCCCCAACAGCCAAACCUGCACCCAAAAGACCUGCUUCAUCCUCCACAGUUACUACAUCUAAACCUGCAGUAUCUCUGAGUCCAGCAGGGGGCAGAAUACCCAAGUGGACCCCACCAGGCCAAAUUGGUAAAAGCCCUACCUUGUCCCAGAAUCCAGCAGUGAAGUCUCCAGGUCAGGGUCUGCGGCUCGGACUGUCUCGUCUUGUCAGAGUCAAACCUCUUCACCCCAGUGUUGCAAGUCACUGACUGAACUGUUCACCUGUCCAUGUCUGUGUCAGUGUCUGUCGCCAAUUCUUGUUUUCCUUUUAGCUUUAUCACGUCUUUGAAAAAGUUGCUUGUAUAUACUCAUUUCUGUUUUUCUUGAUUUUUGCUACAAUACAUAUGACCUGAUUUCCAGCAGGGUAUAUUUUCACAUGACUCUUUCAGCUUUGGUCACACACGCUACCCCUUGAUCUAUCAUUUUUGCCCUAAGUGAAAAGGUCAGGGAACAGUGAUAGGGUGUUUUCGUGGCUGACUUCAGUGACAUAAGUCACGUUUGUCUUACCGUCAUCAGAUUUCUUUGGUCUUCCCCAUGUGAGUUCAAGUCUCAGAUUCAGGAAAAUACUGUUGUUGGUGUUUGUGUUAUGUGGAAAAGUGUGAAUUGUCCCUUUCUUUUUUUUCAUUGUUCUUGGUCUUAUUUAACUCAUCUUUCUACCAUUCAAAAAUUAAUUUUCCAAUUUUUUCCAAUUGUAUAUUGUGUAUAUAAAAUAAAAUUUAAGGCAGAUUAAUUUUUUUUAAGCUAUGCCUACACACCAGGAAGUAUAACAUACAUUUUAAAAUGAGUACGAGCUGCUGAUGAGACAGAUGACAUUAUCUUACAGUAAUAGUGAGGUAAUAUAAUAAAUGGAAUU